CGGUUUUUCUCUGACAACAUAAAAACCAAAUCCACUUUGGAAACCCCUCUUGCGAUAAUCAUUUCCAACACACUUUUGGCAAAUCCACUCUUUUCCCCGCCAUUCACUUCGCAAUUCUCUUCCAAAUCUAUCCCUCUAGGGCUCACACACUCCUCCUUUCUCUCUCUCUCUCUCAAUCCAAACCCUAAUUCCUCUCAAUUCGUCCUCAGAUUUCUCCCUUUUCACCCUUCAUGCUCCUCCUGUGACAAUUCAAUGAGUUUUCCCUUUCCUCCCGGCGUCGUUGCGGCCUCCGGCCACCGUGGCAUCGGCCUCUCCAACACCAUCCACUCCGAGGUCGCCUCCUACCUUCCGCUGCCGCUGCUCCCGGUUUGGUGCGGCGCCACCGUCCAGGACCCUCCCCUUGUCGAGUCGCCCGAGCGCCUCAACCAUGUCGACGUGCUCUCGCAGUCCGGCAAGAUCGCCGAGCUGCUCCGCCGCGCUGAUAUGUCCUACUUGAAAUUAACAGAUGACGCCAAAGUUGUUCCGAACAAGGAUGAUGAUGAGCCUCCUUUAGAACUUCACGAUGAAGUUCUGAGGUGUUAUCCUGAAGCAUUUGAUUACGAUUACAGUGCUGCAGGUCCUGUCAAGGAGCAGAUCUCUGGUAGUGCAUUACCUGAAAAGAGGCAGUCUGAAUCAAGUCUUCCUAUCCAAAGUCAGAUUCCAAAAGACUACAAUCCAACACAUACACACCAGCUUGAUAAUGUUUCCACAAAUGAUAUUUCUACAUUAUCUUCUAAAAAAUCAAAAGUCAAAAAGAAAAGUGGCGAUGGAAUAUCUAUAGCACCUGAUUCUGCUGAGCUUCAAGGUGCCCACAUUGAAAGGUUUUAUGAGUUUUUGGAGGACUUGUGCAACAAAUCUGAAUUUCAUGGUGAUGAUCGAGAUGAAGCAGAAUGGUUGCCAUUGCCUCUUUCAGAUCUUAGAUUACUUGUCAAUGAAAUAACAUCUAUAUGUGAAAAGAAACUUCUGCAUUUGGUUCCUGUAGAAGUUCUUGUUAGAUUAUUAACAGUUCUAGAUCAUCAGAUACAUAGAGCAGAAGGCCUGUCAAUUGAGGAAUGUGAUAAUUCGGAUUCGGAGUUAGUUUCUUCUGUUUUAAUUGCGUUAGAGUCCAUUCAUGCUGCACUAGCAGUGAUGGCUCAUACGGAUAUGCCAAAGCAACUUUAUAAAGAAGAGAUCAUUGAGAGAAUUCUGGAGUUUUCCAGGCAUCAGAUAAUGGAUGUUAUGUGUGCAUGUGAUCCAUCAUACCGUGCGUUACAUAGACCUAGUGAAAACACUGCAUUUGAAGUUGAUGAUUAUGAAGAAAAUGAUGCUGAAUUUGGUUCAGCUAGCAAGAAACGGCGAACUAGUAAGGCUUCAAAGUCGAAGAAAUCAGCAUCGAGCAGGCUCUCUACUGCUGUGAAUACUAUUCUUCAGAAGUUGUGCACUGUUCUUGGACUACUGAAGGAUUUGUUGUUAAUAGAGAGGUUAUCAGAUAGUUGCAUACUACAACUUGUAAAAACAAGCAUUACAACAUUUUUGGUUGAUAAUAUCCAGCUUUUGCAAUUGAAGGCAAUCAGUUUACUCAGUGCGAUAUUCUAUUUGUACACACAACAUCGCACUUAUGUGAUAGAUGAAGUGGUUCAGCUUUUAUGGAAGUUACCGUUUUCAAAACGAGCUUUAAGAUCUUAUCACAUUCGUGAAGAAGAGCAAAGGCAGAUCCAAAUGGUUACUGCUUUGCUUAUUCAGUUGAUUCAUUGCAGUGCUAACCUUCCUGAUGCCUUAAGAAAAGCAUCAAAUGGUAAUGCUGUAUUAGAAGCCUCGGUUGAUGCUAGUUAUCCAACUAAAUGCCAUGAGGCAACGACAGAAGCCUGCUGUCUAUUUUGGAGCCGUGUACUUCAGCGUUUUGCAAGUGUGAAGACUCAGGAUGCUUCGGAGCUGAAAACCAUAAUAGAGAAUCUUGUUACGGAUUUACUGACCACUCUAAAUUUACCUGAAUAUCCUGCUUCAGCUCCUAUUCUAGAGGUUCUCUGUGUUCUACUACUUCAGAAUGCUGGGCCGAAAUCUAAGGACGUCUCUGUUCGUUCCAUGGCGAUUGAUAUUCUUGGUACAAUUGCUGCAAGGUUGAAGCGUGAUGCUUUGGUUUGUAGCCAGGAAAAGUUCUGGAUUCUUCAGGAUUUACCUAGUCAGGAUGCUGCUACCCAGCAUCUUCCAAACGAUGCCUGUUGUGUCUGUUUGGGGGGAAGGGUAGAAAAUUUGUUCAUAUGUCAUGAUUGCCAGAGGCUUUUUCAUGCUGAUUGCCUGGGAAUUAAAGAACAUGAAGUUUCCAGUCGAAACUGGUCCUGCCAGACAUGCAUCUGUCAUAAGCAACUACUUGUAUUACAAUCAUGUUGCAAUUCUCAGAGCAAGAAUGAUGUUAAAAAAAAUCGCAAUGUGUCAAAAAAAACUGAAAUUCCUAAGCAUGAGAUUGUUCAACAGUUUCUUUUGAAUUUCCUUCAAGAUGCCACCUCUGCUGAUGAUCUGCAUCUUUUCAUUUGCUGGUUUUAUCUGUGCUUGUGGUACAAAGAUGAUUCAAAUUGUCAGCAAAAGUCCAUUUACUACAUUACCAGAAUGAAAUCAAAAAUCAUAGUACGGGAUUCUGGUACUGUGUCUUCAAUGUUGACACGGGAUUCAAUCAAGAAGAUUACUUUAGCUUUGGGCCAAAACAGUUCAUUUUGCCGAGGAUUUGAUAAGAUUAUUCACACGCUUCUGACAAGCAUGAGGGAGAACUCUCCAGUUAUUAGGGCUAAGGCUUUAAAAGCAAUUAGUAUCAUUGUAGAGGCUGAUCCAGAGGUAUUGGGUGAUAAGCGAAUACAAUCAGCUGUUGAAGGAAGGUUUUGUGAUUCUGCUAUAUCUGUUAGAGAAGCAGCAUUGGAACUUGUUGGUAGGCAUAUUGCUUCACAUCCAGAUGUGGGUUUUAAGUAUUUCGAGAAGAUUGCUGAGAGAAUCAAAGAUACUGGACUAAGUGUUCGAAAACGAGCUAUAAAAAUCAUUCGAGAUAUGUGCACUUCAAAUGCCAACUUCUCUGGCUUUACAAGAGCAUGCAUAGAGAUCAUUUCACGUGUCAGUGAUGAUGAAGCAAGCAUCCAGGACCUUGUUUGCAAAACAUUUAAUGAGUUCUGGUUUGAGGAGCCUCCUGCGUUGCAAACUCAGGUCUUUGGGGAUGGCAGUACUGUUCCACUUGAGAUAGUUAAGAAAACAGAGCAAAUUGUUGAAAUGUUGAGAGAAAUGCGCAAUAAUCAACCUGUUAUACCCAUUAAUCAGCUUCUUGUAACUGUAAUAAAGCGCAAUUUGUCACUUGAUUUUUUGCCACAAUCUGCAAAAGCCAUUGGGGUCAACCCAGGGUCCCUUGCAACAGUGCGGAAGCGUUGUGAGAUGAUGUGCAAAUGCUUGCUGGAGAAGAUAUUGCAGGUUGAUGAAAUGAACAGUGAUGAAGUUGAAGUGCGUGCACUUCCGUAUGUGUUAGUCUUGCAUGCAUUUUGUCUUGUGGACCCAACUCUCUGUGCACCAGCUUCAAACCCAUCUCAAUUUGUUGUUACUUUGCAGCCAUAUUUGAAGACUCAGGUUGACAAUCGCAUGGUUGCGCAGCUACUUGAGAGUAUACUAUUCAUAAUUGAUGCUGUGCUGCCCCUGCUUGGGAAGUUACCUCCAAGUAUUGUUGGGGAACUUGAGCAAGACUUGAAACUGAUGAUUGUCCGGCAUUCUUUCUUGACAGUUGUCCAUGCCUGUAUCAAGUGCCUCUGUUCUGUGAGUAAGAUGGCUGGAAAAGGGGCUGCUGUAGUUGAACAACUUAUUCAAUACUUCUUCAAAUGUUUGGAUACUCAAGCAGUUGAUAACAAGCAGAAAGUUGGACGAUCUCUCUUCUGUCUUGGGUUGCUUUUCCGUUAUGGAAAUCAAUUGUUAGCAAGUACCAGUAAUAAACUUAUUGAUGUUGGAAGCAGUUUAAGAUUGUUUUUGAAGUAUCUCUCUAUGGAGGAUUUUGUCAUCAAGGUUAGAUCAUUGCAGGCACUAGGGUUUGUUCUCAUUGCCAGGCCUGAAUAUAUGUUGGAAAAUGAUGUUGGAAAAAUAAUGGAGGAAACAUUAUCCUCUGCUGCUGAUACUCGACUUAAGAUUCAAGGAUUGCAAAAUAUGUUUGAGUAUCUUCUAGAUGCUGAAAGCCAAAUAGGAACAGAUAAAGAGGAUGGAAAUGUUGCCAAUUACUCUGUAGGAGCUGGGCAGAUUGUACCUGUUGCUGCUGGUGCCGGGGAUACAAACAUAUGUGGGGGUAUAAUUCAGUUGUAUUGGGAUAAUAUUUUGGGCAGGUGUUUGGAUUUCUGUGAACAAGUUCGUCAAUCAGCCCUGAAGAUAGUUGAAGUUGUGCUGCGCCAAGGUCUUGUUCAUCCAAUCACCUGUGUUCCAUACCUUAUAGCACUUGAAACAGAUCCUCUGGAGUCAAAUUCAAAGUUGGCUCAUCAUCUUCUGAUGAAUAUGAAUGAAAAGUACCCUGCAUUUUUUGAAAGCCGCUUGGGUGAUGGACUUCAAAUGUCAUUUAUGUUUAUGCAAUCUAUUUGUGGCAGUUCUGAAAAUUUUGAUCAUAGGAUCCAAUCUAAAAUCCCUAUUUCUGGAAAAGGGAAGCCUGAUGCUGGGUUACUUGCACAAGCUAAACUUGGGGUUUCUCGAAUAUACAAGCUCAUUCGAGGGAACCGGGUAUCAAGGAACAAAUUUUUGUCCUCGAUUGUGCGAAAGUUUGAUAAUCCAAGAUGGAAUAAAUUAGUAAUAGCUUUUUUAACAUACUGUACUGAAGUCCUAGCAUUGCUGCCAUUCAUUUCGCCUGAUGAGCCUCUUUAUUUAAUCUAUGCUAUCAAUCGAAUAGUUCAAGUAAGGGAAGGGCCACUAGAAGCGAACUUUAAAGCCUGGUGUUCAAGCAUUUUACGUUAUAGCACACCUUAUGGGAAUGGAAUGUGUCAACAGGGGCCAGAGGAGCCUACUGUUAACACCCAAGUAAUGUCAGUGGAUUUGAAUGGAACAUUUCAGCAAAAUGUAGAUGCUCAGCCCAAUUCCAAUGAUAUGAGAUCACUAGAUUUAAAUGGAUCAAAUCAUCAACUGCCUGAAGCAAAUUUACAUGCUGUGGGUUUCACAGAUUCUGUUUCCUUCUCGAAAGAUGAUCUGGAGAAAGUUCAGGCCGAUUGUUUAUCAGCAAUUGCAUUGCAGCUUCUUUUGAAGCUUAAAAGACACCUGAAAAUCAUGUACAGUCUUGACGAUGCCCGUUGUCAGGCUUAUUCUCCUAAUGAACAACCAAAACCUGGAGAAGUUAUCUCCAGGCAGAAUAUUGCUUUAAAUAUUGAUGAAUCUCAGUUCAGUUUGCCUACGAAUCCGCAAGAAUUGGUUCAAAGAUAUCAGGAAUUUAAACAUGCUUUGAGGGAAGACACUAUGGAUUAUAGGCUUUACACUGCAAAUAUAAAACGAAAGCGACCUACAACUACACCAAGAAAAGUUCAAGUUCGGAAAUCUGCACACGUGGCAGGUGCACGUGUGGCAGGUGGGUACGACGAGGAUGAGGAUGAUGAUGAUUGGACUGGUGGAAGUGCGACACGCAAUAUAAAUUUUAGUGGCCGCAGGAGUAGCCUUAGAAGCUCUAGGCAAUAUUGAUAUUGAUUGAUGUAAGUACAUGAUAGAUAGGCUAACUUGUACAUUAAAUAGGAAGAAGAAAAAAAAUACAGUAUAGGAUGAGAGCCAACAGAAUAGGGGUUAAGGAAACAGAAUGUAGGGAAGCAAGGGCAUGGAAUACUCCUUGCCUUUCUUAGAUGACAAUGAUUUUUGUCUGUUUCCUUCUGUAAUAUGGUUUAGCUGUCUAAAUAAUAUAGUGGCUGCAUUUUUUUGUUGAUGAAAAAUUUAGCUAUCUAAAUAGCAAAUUUGAUUGGUUUUUACCCCCAUA
Messenger RNA from Cajanus cajan (pigeon pea), 5965 nucleotides. RefSeq names its product PHD finger family protein. Gene Ontology annotation, cellular component: Scc2-Scc4 cohesin loading complex. The record is from RefSeq and is a predicted model, not a curated record. Lineage: Eukaryota; Viridiplantae; Streptophyta; Magnoliopsida; Fabales; Fabaceae. Gene Ontology annotation, biological process: establishment of mitotic sister chromatid cohesion; establishment of protein localization to chromatin; regulation of gene expression. Gene Ontology annotation, molecular function: cohesin loader activity; chromatin binding.